Molecule: messenger RNA, 1233 nt
Organism: Striga asiatica
Lineage: Eukaryota; Viridiplantae; Streptophyta; Magnoliopsida; Lamiales; Orobanchaceae
Source: the annotation of a GenBank genome assembly
AUGCGCGCUCCAGAGGAAGUCCCGACUGACAUGCUAUGCGAGGAUAAAUACACCUCAAAGUCGAAACACAAUGUUUCUUGCAUGUACGGUUCAAAGCACUUUUGCCAACCAUUCGAGCAGUUUGUUGACUUUAGAUUAUCUUACACACGUAUACAGAUGUGGUCAACUCUUAAUAAUUGUAACCUGCUGAGACUUCUUGUUUUCAUGAAAUGGGAAAGGAAAAACUUAUCAGAAUCGAACCUUAGGAUCUCACUUUUUCGUCUCCACGACAAGAUAUUUUGGAGUCGAUUGCUAACGAAAGCGAAAAGGAUCCAGCGAACUUCAGGAUCUUCAGUCCAAAAAGUCCGGAACUUUGAAGUCAACAUUCGCACCACCAACUGCUACUAGAUGAACAGAAAUUACACCAAGCCCUAAUAAAAACACACAAAAACUUCUGUAGAAACUGUCGCAAGUCCGAAGAAAUCGUCCUGCAAUAAAGUAGCUUUUGCAUCUUAAAUUUACAACUUUUAAAUAGCCUAGGCUACCGUACAUAGACUUGAGUCUUUUGCAUUUUGUUAGUUUAAAACAGCAUUUUAAACAUCUAUCCUUACAUAGAUGUUUCAAAAUAUGUGCAAAAUAUAUUAUCUCUGGUGUGUCUUACAACUUUUCUAUUAUUUUACUGAUAUUUUGUAAUCUGUGAUGACAAACUUGUAACAUGUUUUGACAAUAAUAGAUUGGAAACAAAAAAACGAUGUUGUGAAUGCAUGAUAUUCUCUAAUGUGCAAGUUAUUUUACCGAAAUAUCAAAUGCCCAUAUUGAUAAAAUAACAGGAUUAAUACAAACAAUUAAAUUGGGCCGGCUGUGCUGUGCACAGCUAAAGCCAUUCAGUUCUUGUAAAAUGCUGAAUAUCAAUAGGCCGAGGCUGAGAGGGCAGAGUGUUUUUAACCAAAAACUAGAGAUAAAAGAAUAACCAAUAGCUGAGGGGAGCAAUUUGAUAUAAUCUCAUUUCCAAGGGGUCUAAAUAAAACUGUAAUCUCUAUCUCCGUUUCAUUUUCUCCCCCAAAUUCGCAUUGCGUUUUCAUCAGUCCAAAUUGAGGAAAGAAACUCUGAAAUCGUAGAACACAGCAUAAGAGGAGAAUGGGAGGUGGCCACGGCGAUGGCGUGACGUACAGAGGCGUAACGCUGCACAGACCAAAGCGCUGGCACACUGUUACCGGCAAAGGCCUCUGCGCAGUCAUGUGGUAAGGAGUGGUC